ACAAGAUGAUGAUCUUACUGCUAUUGAGUCUAGGAAUUUGCCAGGCUCAAAUUACGAAAUUGAAUCCAAGCACAUCCCUUUCAAGCCAGAGGACAGUGAAUGGGUUUCUGGAUGACCGUGGAGUCUGUCAAUGCUCUGUUAUGCUGCCAGAUCCCACCUUCCCUGCAGAUCGUAUGGAGUUUCUGGAGGCAUCUAGCUAUAACCUGAGUAUCAGCAUUCAGCAGGAGCUCACUAAGAUACAUAUCUACCAAAGCAAACUGGAUGUUUACAUGCAAAAUGUAAAGAACUUGACACGGAGGGUGGAGUUUAUUGAGAAGGGAAGUGCUUCCUACACUGAUCUAGACUUUGAGUUGUUGAAGCUGGAGAUCGUUCAGUUGGAGUCCUUAGCAGGAGAAUUCAAGUCAUUCUUUAAUGGCUCGAAUAAGAAAGUGGAAGCUCUGUAUUUGGAGAUCCAUAACAUGUUCACCAUGGUGACCCAGCUAGAGACGUACGAUAAGAACAAUGUUCUGGCAGUCCGAAGGGAAAUCGCCUCUUUACAAAAACGCCUAGAUGAGUGUAAACGCAAUGACAUGAUAAUUGAACCCUCACACGUGGAGUACGGUACGUGUGAACAUGCUGGCAUUAUGAAUAUUAGCAGACCCCUGGUGGUCCAACUCAACUGGAGAGGAUUUGGCUACACUGCUGGUGGAUGGGGAAAGGACUCUGUUUUUGGGUCUGCUGAAGAACUAUAUUGGGUAGCCCCCCUUGAAGGAUCAACUUACUUCAGUAAUGUACGGAUAUAUCCUACCUAUGUUGACCUUGUGUUGUACAAGAAUGCCAAAGACAGACCAGUCUCUGGAAGUGGUAAUGGUGGUGGGAUGAUACUGUAUAACAAUUCCUUAUACUAUAACUGCUACCAGAGUAGGGAUAUCUGUAAGUUCAACAUGGCCACUAACAAGAUAGUUCGCAAGACCCUCCCUAAUGCAGCUUACAACAACAGAUUCCCCUAUUCGUCCUCCCAGUACCAAGAUAUAGACAUGGCCGGGGAUGAAUAUGGAGUUUGGGUCAUUUACUCAACAGAAAGUGAUGCAGGAAACGCAAUCAUUGGAAAACUGAAUAAAACUUCUCUUGAGUUGAUAAAAACAUGGACCACCUCAAUGUACAAGCCUAGCCUUACUAAUGCAUUCAUGGUUUGUGGAGUCAUGUAUGCCACUCGAGCUCUCAAUACUAGGCAAGAAGAGAUAUUUUAUAUGUAUGACACCAGCACAAGUAAGGAAAGUUAUGUGAGCAUCAAAUUUGACAAGAUGAUGGAGAAGAUUCAGAGCAUGUCCUACAAUCCCAAUGACCAAAAGCUUUACACAUACAACGAUGGCUAUGAGGUCACCUAUGAUCUCUCAUUUAAAUACCUCUCUUAGAUUCACUCUUUGUAUUAUUUUUCUUGACUACUUUUAUAAUUCCUACACAUUUAAUUCUCUUUUUAAAUGUCCUGUAGUAUCACAGUAAACCUUAUCCUUUGCAUAGCUUAAUUGUUCUGAAUUUAAUAAAUAUAAGAAUUAGACUUUAUUUCACUUAUGUUAUUAUCACACUGUUAAAGGAUACAGACACAUGAA
Messenger RNA from Pseudophryne corroboree (corroboree frog), 1589 nucleotides. RefSeq names its product olfactomedin-4-like. The transcript is spliced from 5 exons. NCBI's taxonomy places the organism in Eukaryota, Metazoa, Chordata, Amphibia, Anura, Myobatrachidae. Gene Ontology annotation, biological process: signal transduction. The record is from RefSeq and is a predicted model, not a curated record. The coding region runs from base 6 to 1394 and encodes 462 amino acids.